UCAAGAAGUUAUUGCACGUAACAGUCCUGUUGAUAGAUUCUGUUCCUUUUUUUACCAUGAAACAACAAAUGGUAACGAUGGUCAUCCGUAUGAAUGAUUAAUCUGCUUGGUGGAAGGGUAAACCGUUGUUUAUCUAUCUGCAGUAUUGAUGACAUCCAAUAGGUGGCGUCACAGUACAAGGUGAAGAAGAACAAGAUGGCUGCCCGUGGGCUGCGUCUUCUGCGAUUUCGGUCUUUCUUGCGUGAUUUCUCCGCUCCCAAGAGGUGUUUACCUGAGCGUUUUUACACUGGUGUACAGAGGGUACCUGGCUCAGAGGGACGUCCAUCUAUCCUGGCCAGACCCUUGAUGUUCUCAUGGGUGGGACAGCAGCAACAGGCACGAACCAUGUUUAUCCAGACGCAGGAGACUCCCAACCCCAACAGUCUUAAGUUCCUACCAGGCUGUGAGGUACUAGAGACAGGAACAUUUGACUUCCCCAACCACAGCGCAGCACAUGCUUCUCCUCUGGCAAGACAACUGUUCAGAAUUGAGGGUGUGUCUGGUGUGUUCUUCGGGAGGGAUUUUGUCACUGUUACAAAGCUGGAUGAUGACACGUAUGACUGGCAGAUUCUCAAGCCUGACAUCUUCGCCACCAUCAUGGACUUCUUUGCCAGUGGACUGCCCAUCCUUACAGAUGAGCCCCCUCCAUCUGAUACAGUAAUCCAUCCAGAUGAUGAUGAGACAGUACAGAUGAUUAAAGAGCUACUGGACACCAGGAUCAGACCGACAGUGCAGGAGGAUGGGGGAGACAUAGUGUACGUAGGGUUUGAUCAGGAAUCGGGGAUCGUGAAGUUGAAGAUGCAGGGGUCGUGCUCCAGCUGUCCGAGCUCCGUCGUCACGCUGAGAAGCGGAGUACAGAACAUGCUGCAGUUCUACAUACCAGAGGUGCAGGGGGUGGAAGAGGUGGAAGACGAAGUGGACAGUAUUGCAAAAGAAGAGUUUGCCAAGUUUGAGGAGAGAAUGAAGCAAGACAUACAGGGCAAGAAAGGAGCUGAAGACUAGAGAGUCCCGGAAAUCUUUCUCUCACUCUCAGUCUCCAUAACAAUUUUCUGAACAGAACAUCCAGACAUGGAAAAGUUGUUCCAAACUUCUUUAUUUGUACAUACUUGGAGUGUUCCUAUAGCAUGAUUGCAAUCAAGCGGGUUAAAGAAAGAAUAUCCUUACCACAACGGACAUUAUUCUUGGAAAAGCACAGAUGAUUUUUGCCAUUUUUUGCCAGCUGUUCUAUGCCCUAUAUUUUGAUAUUCACAGAUUCACAGCCUGUGUAAGGAUGAAAAACUGCCCUGGAGAGCAAUUGGAAUUUUCAUAUAUCAUUUCCAGAUACAUGUACUGGGCCAAGUUGGAAUUGAGUAUUGCUACUGUCAGGGAUAUGGACAGGAAAUUGUAAAGCAGACAUUCAAUGUCAUUGGAUUGAAAUCUUGUUUUGGGGAAAAGUAUUAUAAAAUUCUGUAUGUGUGAAUGGAAAGCUGUGGAUAUGGUAAUAGAAGUUUUUAUAAUGUGUACAUGUGUACAAUUCAAGAAACAGUAACAGAAAUAAAGAGUAUUGUCACCACA
Molecule: messenger RNA, 1593 nt
Organism: Branchiostoma floridae (Florida lancelet)
Lineage: Eukaryota; Metazoa; Chordata; Leptocardii; Amphioxiformes; Branchiostomatidae
Product: NFU1 iron-sulfur cluster scaffold homolog, mitochondrial-like
Exons: 8
Coding region: 196-1041 (281 amino acids)
Biological process (GO): iron-sulfur cluster assembly
Cellular component (GO): mitochondrion
Molecular function (GO): iron-sulfur cluster binding; iron ion binding
Source: RefSeq, a predicted model, not a curated record